Molecule: messenger RNA, 1206 nt
Organism: Achroia grisella
Lineage: Eukaryota; Metazoa; Arthropoda; Insecta; Lepidoptera; Pyralidae
Exons: 6
Coding region: 1-1206 (401 amino acids)
Biological process (GO): detection of chemical stimulus involved in sensory perception of smell; sensory perception of smell
Cellular component (GO): plasma membrane
Molecular function (GO): olfactory receptor activity; odorant binding
Source: RefSeq, a predicted model, not a curated record
AUGGGAAGAAAUUAUGAUAUUAUAAGUACAUAUUGUAAAGGUAUAUAUUCAGUGGGUCCAGGUAAUUUUUGGUUCGUUGAGGGCGAAAAAUUAGGUGACGACAGGAGGUGGCCUUACAGACUAUAUACAUUUAUUUUGAUAGCACUGUAUCUUAUGCUGACAAUAUUGGAGAUUCUUGCCGUAUUUUUCGGUGACUUCCCAGAAAAAGAAGGCGGUGAUGCAUUUACGCUCGCUGUUACUCAUGUUAUUGUGAUGAUGAAAAUAUUUACAGUAAUCUCGAAUAAAGAGAUAAUUAGAAAUAUAAAUAAAAAUAUGAUUGAACAUUGUAAGAAAUAUGAAAAACCGCUUGUCAUGGAAAAUAUGUAUAGGACGGUGAAGAUAAAUGUGACGGUAUAUGUACUUAUUGUAUUCGUAUCGUUGGCUUGCUUUAUUAUUGAAGCUAUUAAGAAAUCAUUUGAAGGUUCAAAUUUCUCUACAGUUACUACCUACUACCCAUCUUAUUACGAUACUUCUCUAACUGCUAAUGUUUUUGGAUUUUUUCUUACGUUAGUAGUAAUAAUGAUGAUGUUAACGAUGGUCAUAUCAGUGGACUCUUAUACUAUGACUAAUCUUAUAAUGUUAAAAUAUAAGUUUAUUACAUUGCGAGGCUAUUUUGAGAAAUUAUGGGAUAAAUUUGAUAAAACGAGUAAUAGCGGGAAUUUAUAUAAAGCAGCAGAGAAUUUAACUAACGGAUUUUUAGAAGGAAUUAUAAUGCAUAAUCAGCUUUUAAAGCUAGUCCAAGAUGUACAUGCAGCAUUUGGAAUGGUAUUAGCUUCACAACUAAUGCUAAGUACUGGUUCCGCUGUGUUUAUUUUGCUACAGAUUGCCCUUUCUAAGCAGAUCACAAUAAUUAAUGUUACGAAACUUGCAUUGUUUUUUGCAGCUGUAAUCAUUUUAUUGGGGCUAUUUUUAUGCAACGCCGGUGAAAUUACUUAUCAGGCAUCGCAAUUAUCAAAUGCAAUAUUCUACUGCGGCUGGCACCUGUGUCCAAUCCUACCACCACCACAUCGUAACCUGCGCCAAUUGGUAUUGCAUGCUUGUACUCAGGCUCAAUGCCCUCCAGUUAUGAAAGCAUUUAAAAUGAUAGAGCUUACGUACGCAACUUUCAUACAGGUACUGCGAGGAUCAUAUUCAUUAUUUGCUUUGAUUUACACACGAAAUAAAUAA